Messenger RNA from Psammomys obesus (fat sand rat), 838 nucleotides. RefSeq lists its product as uncharacterized. The record is from RefSeq and is a predicted model, not a curated record. Lineage: Eukaryota; Metazoa; Chordata; Mammalia; Rodentia; Muridae. Bases 1 to 603 code for a protein of 200 amino acids. The transcript has 4 exons.
AUGAGGCUCUGUACGUGGCCACUACAGGCUCUCGGUGUCCUUCCCGGCCUUUCCUGGCUUCAGGCCAAGGCUGUGGCGCUGAGAGCCCGCACGGCCUCCCCCUCCCCACUCCCUUCCGCCCCCGGGCCUCCGAGCUGGGCUGGCGGCUGGCUGGGCGGGGCGCGGAGCAGCGCCCGGCCACACCCCCCGGGCCGGCUUUUUCUAGGGCUGCUGCGGGCCACUGGGCGCUGGCUGCUCCCGCUCGCCUCUCGCCCUGCGCUCAGCUCCAGCCCUGCUCCGGCUCUGCUCCGCCACGCCUUCGAGCUCCCGCACCGCGACCUCAGGCUCUUGGCUUUCGGCCCCUCCGUCGCCCGAAGUCCCGCACCACCGCAACCUCGCGCCCUCCGAAGUCCAGGUCGACGCAGCGGAGCGGCUUCGCAGGAAAAUCCCAGAAACCUUUGCAAAAAGCUUACAAUGAAAUUUAAGAAGUUCUGCGAUUUCGGCGCCAUUUUCGAGUGGAGUGAGAGCAUGAAACUGGACGUUGGAAAAGUUUGGCUUGAAGGUGCAGAGGACGUGUACAUCAAGUGUUUUGGGUGUGGGGGAGCAUGGCAUCUGCAACAUUAAAAGACCAGACGUUCUCCUGUGAAGAGAGGAAGGGACUCUUAAAUCAUUUGGCCAAAUACAUCGCAGUUCUGAAGGGGUGGAGCUAUGGCAACUCCACAGUAUUGAUUCUUUGUCUAGUGUAUCAGCGAAUGACCCUCUCCAGAAGUGACCAGACCCCUCUUUGUGCCCUCCUUUCGUAAGUAAAGGGAGACCAUCCGAUGUUUUCUUUUCUCCAUUAUUCCGAGUCUAUGUGAAA